Molecule: messenger RNA, 823 nt
Organism: Neocloeon triangulifer
Lineage: Eukaryota; Metazoa; Arthropoda; Insecta; Ephemeroptera; Baetidae
Exons: 2
Coding region: 129-545 (138 amino acids)
Source: RefSeq, a predicted model, not a curated record
GGCCUUGUUUCGCAUUUCGCCGCAACUUCCAACCCGGCCGAGUGCGCUUGCGGCGCCGAAAAGUCGGGAAUUCAUGUGCUGUGAUCAAAGGAAAAAAUAUAUCUUUGGCCGAAUCACGGAUUUUUGAAAUGAGCGGGCCAACCACGGCCUCCUUUUGGCUUGUGGGCGCCACGCUCAUAAUUUCGACCACCACCAGCUUAUCUCCGGCCGCAGCUGCGUGGGGGACGGUCGAAAAAGUAAUUAAUCCUUGGGCAGAGGCCAAGGGCUUCCCCGCCACACCUGCUGGGCAGGACGAGUACUCGGAGGAGGACGAGGACGAAAAGAAGGCCGUUCCGAGAAGUGGAAAAUCGAAUAAAAAGGUGGCGGUCGCUGGCCAGGCCAGGAAAGGGCGAAAGGGGAAGAACAAGAAUAAACCUAGGACUACAUUCGCACCUGAGAUGACCGUGGACAAAAGUGUCGAAAUCGUCCCAGCUGUCAAACAACCAGCAAAGACCAAGGACACGCCCAAAAAAGGAAAGGGCAGCAGGGGCAAAAAAAGGGGCUAGAGAUUAAAAGGGGUGAUAAAAAUAAAUAAAAUUAAAAAAUAUUUGUUAUCAAUGAUAAGAAUGAACUACGUCAACCAUAAACAGGCGGCAUUUUAUAUUUUAAGCUAAAUUUUAUCCGUUUUUCAUUAAAGUUUUGUUUUAAAUUUUAAAAUACUUGUAGCAUUUUAACAAAUAAACAAAAUUUUUAUUUUGGUGCAAAAGAUUGACGUACAUUUGAAAUGUAUAAAACGCAACUUCCUCUUCACCAACGGAAAUCAAACUCGCCAACACAGUACGGU